AUGUCUAACUCACGGAGGUCUUCUGGUGUGGCAAGAGGGAAGAGACCACCGGAUUUGGAGCUGUCGGAAACCAGGUUUUGCGCACCUGGACCAGGGACCCCAGAUGCAUUUUUUGAGAGAGACAGAAUGCCAGAGGACCUCAACAGUCGUACAGAUGUACCAAAUGUCCACCUCCACCCGUACUUGUCUCAUCCCCGGAUGUCUGUGAGGAUGUCGGUGUACAGCACCGGGGUCCGGCCGGUCCUCACCCGAGCCUUCAUCCAAGGACGCGUCUAUAACUUUCUGGAGAGGCCGUCUGGCUGGAAAUGCUUCGUGUAUCACUUCACAGUGUUUCUCAUAGUUCUGGCCUGUCUCAUCCUCAGCGUUCUGUCUACCAUCGACCAGUACCAGGCCCUGGCUCACACAACACUCUUCUGGGUGGAGAUCGUCCUUGUGGUGUUCUUCGGGGUGGAAUAUGUCGUCCGUCUCUGGUCAGCCGGCUGCCGCAGUAAAUAUGUUGGCAUCUGUGGCCGACUGCGCUUUGCCAGGAAGCCAAUAUCUAUUAUAGAUCUGAUUGUGGUUGUUGCCUCAAUAAUUGUGCUGUCAGUGGGCUCCAAAGGCCAGGUCUUCGCCACCUCUGCUGUAAGAGGGAUUCGCUUCCUGCAGAUCCUGCGAAUGCUCCACGUGGACCGGCAGGGAGGAACCUGGCGUCUCCUCGGCUCCGUGGUCUUCAUCCAUCGGCAGGAGCUGAUCACUACCUUAUACAUCGGCUUUCUGAGCCUGAUCUUCUCCUCGUACUUUGUCUACCUGGCAGAGAAAGACGCAGUCGACAGCAGCGGCUCCACCGAGUUUGGAAACUAUGCUGAUGCCCUGUGGUGGGGAGUGGUGACAGUGACUACCAUUGGAUAUGGAGACAAAGUGCCCCAAACAUGGAUUGGAAAGACCAUUGCAUCCUGUUUCUCAGUCUUUGCCAUCUCCUUCUUUGCUCUGCCUGCAGGAAUCUUGGGCUCAGGCUUUGCCCUGAAGGUGCAGCAGAAGCAGAGACAAAAACACUUCAACAGACAGAUCCCUGCAGCUGCCUGUCUCAUUCAGACAUCCUGGAGAUGUUUUGCGGUGGAGAACUUUGAUUCUGCCACAUUCAAGAUGUUUGUGAGGAAGAAAUCACACAUCCACGCCUCCUCGCUGCCCUCCCCCAAGCCCAAGAAAUCGGUGAAGAUAAGGAAGAAGUUCAAGAGCAACGACAAGGACAACGGUCCAACUUCACCCACAAUUCCGACCAUCACCUACAGCUCUGUAUUUGACAGCGGGAGGGAGCUGAGUUCAGAUGUUUACAGCACCGUGGGCACAGCUGGUUCAGCAGGAUCCCACACUCUGGGCGGAUGUGAUUGCCAGCAGUCCUGGACGUCUUUGUCUUCCCUUCAGUUCAACUCACAGCCUCCAGCCAAAAGAAGCCCCGGCCUCUUGGACGUCCACUCCCCCGGCCUUCAGAGGAACUGCAGCUUUGCAGACGACCUGGAGCUGGAGGCGGAGCGAUACAGCGAGCUGGCUCCCGUCAGCUCCGUGUCACAACUGACAGAGUCACACCGAAAAGCCAUCCGGGUGAUCCAGAGAAUGCGUUAUUUUGUGGCCAAGAGAAAUUUCCAGCAAGCUCGUAAACCGUAUGAUGUGCGCGACGUGAUUGAGCAGUACUCCCAGGGUCACCUCAACCUCAUGGUGCGGAUCAAGGAGCUGCAGAGAAGACUGGACCAGUCUAUAGGGAAGAUAACGUUGUUCCAGUCGGGGAACGACAGAGCCAAAGACAAAGGCACCAACUCUAUCGGAUCCAGGCUCAACAGGAUGGAGGACAAGAUAACGCACAUGGACCGGACUCUAAACAGCAUCGCCGAGUCCAUCACCUUUCUGCUGGACCAGCGGGACGUCGGUGAGGGCGAAGGUGGAGGCAGGCUGAGGCCACGGUUUGGACGGAGCAGUAAUGUCCUCCCCAGCCAGGACAGCCUGCCAAGCUACGACCAGCUGUCCUCCUCACCUUCGUCCUUCUCCUCCAACGCCGCUGGCACCGCCACGGCCUUCACCAAGCAGCCCGUCAGCGGCACCGCCAGUCAGGACGAGAGUGGCUGAAACCUGGGAAAAAAACAGCCUCAAAGUUUUUCCUCUUUUUA
Messenger RNA from Anoplopoma fimbria (sablefish), 2138 nucleotides. RefSeq names its product potassium voltage-gated channel, KQT-like subfamily, member 1.1 (gene kcnq1.1). Gene Ontology annotation, molecular function: voltage-gated potassium channel activity. Gene Ontology annotation, biological process: potassium ion transport; transmembrane transport. Gene Ontology annotation, cellular component: membrane. The record is from RefSeq and is a predicted model, not a curated record. Lineage: Eukaryota; Metazoa; Chordata; Actinopteri; Perciformes; Anoplopomatidae.